Messenger RNA from Aspergillus homomorphus CBS 101889, 2033 nucleotides. RefSeq names its product putative alpha-L-rhamnosidase A. The coding region runs from base 18 to 2000 and encodes 660 amino acids. Gene Ontology annotation, biological process: carbohydrate metabolic process. The transcript has 2 exons. Lineage: Eukaryota; Fungi; Ascomycota; Eurotiomycetes; Eurotiales; Aspergillaceae. The record is from RefSeq and is a predicted model, not a curated record.
ACAAUACCUAAACCAGCAUGUUAUGGUCAUCGUGGAUCUUGACACAAGCCCUGUUAGCCACUGCUUCCUACGCCGUGCCUUUUGAAGAAUAUAUCCUCGCCCCGCACUCAAGGACCUUGGCUCCUUCCUCGGUUUACCAGGUCAAUGGUACGGUUGACAAUGCUGAUGCUCUGACCACCUUUUCGACGGAGCAAACUACUCUCCAUGGUAGGUCGUCCGUGACUUACGACUUUGGCCGCAACAUCGCCGGUAUCGUCUCUCUGGAUGUCACUGCGGUACCUUCGCAGGCAGCCCUGGUUGGGGUUACCUUUACGGAGUCAAGUCUAUGGAUCAGCAGCGAGGCGUGCGAUGCUACCAGCGAUGCCGGUCUUGACUCGCCUCUAUGGUUCUCUGUAGGCGACGGGCCGGGGACAUAUACUGCAGAAAAGAAACAUCUUCGUGGUGCAUUUCGAUAUAUCACCCUGGUCAACAACUCUACCGACACCGUAUCCCUCAACAGCCUGAGCAUCAACUACACCGCUGCUCCUGCUCAGGACCUUCGAGGCUACAAAGGCUACUUCCACAGCAACGAUGAGCUUAUCAAUCGGAUCUGGUACGCGGGUGCAUAUACCUUGCAGAUCUGCACCAUUGAUCCCACCACCGGAGACUCCCUAGUCUGGCUGAGCGAAAUCACCUCAGCGGACAACAUCACUCUCCCUCAGACUGACUCAUGGUGGAACAAUUACACAAUCACAAAUGGCAGUAGCACACUUGUGGAUGGAGCCAAGCGCGACCGGCUAGUCUGGCCGGGAGAUAUGUCCAUCGCUAUUGAGAGCGCGGCUGUUAGCACCGCAGAUCUUGAAAGUGUGCGCACGGCCUUGGAGUCUCUAUUCGUGCUCCAAAAGGCCGACGGUCGACUCCCCUAUGCGGGAAGGCCAUUUUCCGAUCUAGUGAGCUUUACAUACCAUCUUCACAGUCUGGUCGGUGCAGCGUCCUAUUAUCAGUACACCGGAGACAGGAGUUGGAUCACGCGUUACUGGGGACAAUACAAAAAGGGCCUGCAAUGGGCAUUGUCCAGUCUGGAUAAUACCGGUCUCGCUAAUAUCACAGCCAAGUCAGACUGGCUACGAUUUGGCAUGGGAGGACAUAAUAUCGAGGCUAAUGCAAUCCUUUAUUACGUCCUUAAUGACGCCAUCUCUCUGGCCAGCUCCCUCAAUGAUCGUUCCAGCGUGGGUAACUGGAGCUCAAUCGCUUCAGGAAUCAAAGUCGCUGCCAACGCCCGUCUGUGGGAUUCACAAAACAGCCUUUACAAGGACAAUGAGACUACCACCCUUCACCCUCAGGAUGGCAAUGCUUGGGCCAUCAAAGCAAAUCUCACUCUGUCUUCCAAGCAAUCUGACGAAAUCUCUUCUGCUCUGGCUGCACGCUGGGGACCGUAUGGAGCGCCCGCACCCGAGGCUGGAGCAACUGUGUCUCCUUUCAUCGGUGGGUUCGAGCUGCAGGCACAUUAUCUGGCCAACCAGCCAGAUCGCGCAUUGGAUCUUUUGCGCCUUCAAUGGGGAUUCAUGCUUGAUGACCCUCGAAUGACAAAUUCCACCUUCAUCGAGGGAUACUCCACGGAUGGAUCAUUGGCUUAUGCGCCGUAUCGAAACACGCCUCGGGUGUCCCAUGCUCACGGAUGGUCGACGGGUCCCACCUCUGCCCUCACAUAUUACACAGCUGGGUUGCGUCUAACUGGGCCCGCUGGCUCGACCUGGCUGUUCAAGCCUCAACCCGGUAGCCUCACUCAGGUCGAAGCAGGAUUUGAGACACGCUUGGGACUAUUCGCCACUCGGUUCCAGAAGUCCGCUGGUGGAGGCUUCGAGCAGUUGACAUUUACUGCGCCCAAUGGCACUUCGGGGUCUGUGGAAAUUGACGGUUCAACUGGAAGAUUGGUAUCCAGCCGCGGGCAAGCCGUGCGAUUGGUCAAUGGCAAAGCAAGAGGUCUGCAAGGGGGAACUUGGACCCUCGAGGGAUUCUAGAUCAGUCUUGUCCGGUCGAAGAUAUGAAACACG